This is a messenger RNA of Talaromyces amestolkiae, 1677 nucleotides long. RefSeq lists its product as uncharacterized. The record is from RefSeq and is a predicted model, not a curated record. The coding region runs from base 1 to 1677 and encodes 558 amino acids. The transcript has 3 exons. NCBI's taxonomy places the organism in Eukaryota, Fungi, Ascomycota, Eurotiomycetes, Eurotiales, Trichocomaceae.
AUGAUGUCUCCCAAGUGGAACGAUCCUGACCCUGGCUUUGUCGCCAUGAGUCAGGCCAUUGCCCUCAACCCCUAUCAUGAUGCCCCUUUUGUCCCUCAGCAUCUCAUGAGUCCUCCUAUUGCUUAUCCCGAGCCUUUGUCACCUUGUCUUUGCGCUGAACCUGAGCCUGAUUCUGUUCUUGAGCCCAAGUCUGAGCAAGAGCUUGAUCCUGAGGUCGAGGCUGAAGACCAAUCUGAGCAUCAGCACGAACCUGAGCCUAAGUCUGAGCCCUCCCCCCCUCAGGAGGUCAAGCAAGAGAUAGCCUGGUCAACAAUCGAAGCAGGCCUUCAAGGCUUCUCAAGUGUGAGACCAUCUACUUCUUCGUCCUCCAAUGGCUACAUUGACGACUAUGACUGUGUUUACUAUUCUGACACUGUCGACGCUGUUAAGACGGUUCAGUCCUUUCCCUAUCCUUUCAGCGCAAGCUGGAACUCCCAGUCUUACUUGCCAAUGGUUGGAGACAUUACCAUGGGUGCUGAUGGACACAUCACUACUCAGGUCGCUGGCAACAGUGGUACUGCUGGCUAUUUUUCUGUCUUUCCAACUGCCUACCAGCCUCAACCAUACCAUCCCUCCUAUGGUGAUGAUUACCAGGGCACUGCUUCCUCUGCUACUGCUUCGUACGGACCGUCCGAUGGUGCUGCUUCUUAUGGCACUGCUUCUUACGACAGCAACGCUUUUGGCAACGCCUAUGUCAAUGCCUAUAACAGCAACCCCUACAACAACACUGCCUACAAUCAUGCUUCAGUUCAAGGCAUGACUGGAUCUCAAAUGGCAAUGGGGUACUCUGAGCAGUACAAUCCUUACGACGACGAGGCAUCCCAGAUGCCCUUGUCGGCAAGCAUGCCUACCUCCAUGCCGGCUACUCCCAUGCCAGGCUUGAACAUCUCGACUCAACGAAUAGUCCCACCAAGCACUCCUUUGCGAGGCGAUCGCUGUAGCACUACAUUCUAUCGCUACGUAACUCCUCCUCACCAUACUGCGGGAGCAGCUCACUACGUGCGUGGGGAACACCAGCCCUCACACGUCCGUGGACUUUCCGGUGACUCCGACUCUGGACGCUCUUCGUCGUCGCGUUCGUCGUCCUCCUCUUUCUCGUCGGGCGCUUCUACCGCAGGAUACCAUCGCCAGAGCGUCCUAGACAGCAUCCCACUUCACAAGCUACAGGCAAUGCAGAAGAAUCCUUUACCCCCAAAGGACGAUAACCUUGCCAAGGAUCGCUAUAUUGUCAAGGGCAAACAGCUGAAGCUUUCUUACGGUCAAAUCAAGGCAAUCGCAAACUGGCCCGACGCCGAGUCCACUCUUCGUGGCCGCUUCCGCAACUUCACCAAGGCCAAGCACGAGCGUGUCCGCAAGCCUAUUUGGCAUGAGAUCGACAAACGCCUCCUCAUCCGAGUUGUCCUGAAGUACGCUCGAGAAAGUCUCGACAGAAUGCCUGCUAGCGGCCGUGGAAGCAUCGCCGGUCAUCGCCCUGGUAUGUGCUACACCGUCCAGACCCUUCCCGAAGGUGUCGAAGCGAACAUCCCCUGGCGAGACGUCGCGAAGCGUAUGGUGGCAUGGGGCGGUACCUAUGCAUUUGGCGCCUCGACUACCAAGCGCAAGUGGUUCGAGCUCACUCGACGCAAGCGCUCGUUCUGA